AUGAGUCGAUCGGUGUUGGAGUUUCAACUCCGUCUCUUUGAUGAAUACGUUCAACAACAAGAAGAAGAUUUCAACAACAAGAAUACCACCACUACGACAUAUCAUGAUCCUAUCACACCUAUCGGAGAUGAAUCCAAUUCAGAAAAGCAAACAAAAAAGAAUGAUUCAUCACACAUCUCCAAGAAACAAAUCCGUAAAAAGAGAGAUGAAAAAAAACAUGCCAAAGAAUCUCUUUCUGACAAGGUGAAAAAAGAUGCUUCAAAGAAAUUGAAUAUUUAUAAAGAAAAUGUUAAAAUCAUGAAAAGAAAGAGAAAACAAUUAUUGGCAAACAAACAAUCACAAUUAUUGGAAUUGCUGACAAAGAAAUAA
Messenger RNA from Naegleria fowleri, 369 nucleotides. RefSeq lists its product as uncharacterized. NCBI's taxonomy places the organism in Eukaryota, Heterolobosea, Eutetramitea, Acrasida, Naegleriidae. The transcript has a single exon. Bases 1 to 369 code for a protein of 122 amino acids. The record is from RefSeq and is a predicted model, not a curated record.